Messenger RNA from Daucus carota subsp. sativus, 1140 nucleotides. RefSeq names its product putative F-box protein At3g16210. The transcript has a single exon. Bases 1 to 1140 code for a protein of 379 amino acids. Gene Ontology annotation, molecular function: protein binding. Lineage: Eukaryota; Viridiplantae; Streptophyta; Magnoliopsida; Apiales; Apiaceae. The record is from RefSeq and is a predicted model, not a curated record.
AUGGCAAGAAGGGAAAACUGCAAGAAGAACAAUUCCGAAUUACCUCACGAACUCAUGUUCAAAAUAUUCUUCUUGUUACCUGUGGCAACACUUCUUCGCUGCAAAUCAGUUUGCAAAACAUGGUUAUCAAUCAUUUCAGACCCUCAAUUCGUCGAAGCUCACUGCAUCGAAUCCCAGAAAAGACAACCCAGUUCAGUAACUGAACUUUCGAGCGACCAAAUCUGCAUUGAUAAUCAUGAAAGUAAAACCCUCCUCCAACUGUCAAUAUUCUAUGAUGGUAUAAUUCAUUUCUUAUCUUGUUGUAAUGGCCUUGUUUGUUUUGCCAAUACUGCUUAUAGUACUAUAUUUCUAGGGAAUCCGAUGACUAGGCAAUUCAAGAAAGUUCCUACUCCUCAGAAACAAACAGCUGGUAGUUUCAGUAUUGGGUGUAAGUUAGGGUUUGGUUUUGAUGAUGUUUCUCAGGAUUACAAGAUCAUUAGGUUUGUUUGUGACCAUAAAGAUAGUAGUUAUAGUAUCGAAGCUGAGAUGUAUUCUGCGAAUGAGGAUUCUUGGAAAGAGAUUAGGGUCCCUAUUGGCCUAGAGACGACAUUUCAGUUUGUUAGACAUCGAAGAGGAUGUGUAUUUCGUCCUGAUCAAAGCAGGGUAUUGUAUUUUGAAGGCUUUCGUGAGGUACUAUCGUUUGACUUGCAUGAUGAAGUGUUUAGACUGCAUCCGUAUCCCAGACCUACAAAGUUACCAUUGCCAGGUGUACCAAAGUCUUAUCUUCUGGAAUUUGAAGGGUCUGUUGCUAUGAUCUGUGAUGAAUCUAGUGGAGAUGGUGAAACAGUUCAUAGUCUAUGGACAUUGGAAAGGGAUUGUGGCAAUUGGAUUAAACAAUUUAAACUUGAGGAUUGUAUAAAGAAUGAUCACAUAAUUCUAUAUCUGGGUGAUGGACAGUUUGUUGUUAAUGGACUAAGUUAUUAUAGACGUCGAAGUCGAUCUAUCUAUUACUACUACAAUAGGAAAAAUGCCAAAGAGUAUCUUGGAGCAUCUCCGGCCAGACAGGUUAUUUCAGUUGUCAAGUUUAAUGAGAGCCUUGUUUCCAUCAAAGGGUUUAAACAGCUAGAAGAUGGAGUAUUCACAGCAGAUAGUAUCAUAUAA